Aethina tumida (small hive beetle) is the source of this 1448-nucleotide messenger RNA. RefSeq names its product pancreatic lipase-related protein 2. Gene Ontology annotation, biological process: lipid metabolic process. The record is from RefSeq and is a predicted model, not a curated record. Bases 107 to 1228 code for a protein of 373 amino acids. Lineage: Eukaryota; Metazoa; Arthropoda; Insecta; Coleoptera; Nitidulidae. The transcript has 7 exons. Gene Ontology annotation, molecular function: lipase activity.
GCUGCGUUCGGCUUGCGCUUGAUUUUAUUUAACAUUUUUUUUUUUUUAUUUUCAUAUCGGUGUGUUGUUGUUAUUGGCACAUUAGUGGAGAAAACGUACGUCAGGAAUGGGACUGCGGUACACAUAUUCCGUUUGUUCGGUCGUUUGGAGGAAAAAUUUCGUGUUUAUGUGUUACUUUUUACUUUUGUUCGGAUGUGUCGGAAUUUACGGUCAAGCGCAAAAAAGUCGGAAAAAGGCAGAGACUUUUGGUGAAUUAUUCAACACCACAUCCUGCAUACCAAAACCAUACAGAUGUCCGCACAGACAGAUCCAAUUCUUUCUCUACACACGGAGAACGCAGCAGAAUCCUGAACUGUUGGACACAACCAAAGAAGAGUCACUGUACAACAGUCAGUUCAACAGGGCAAAUCCCACGAAGAUUGUUGUACAUGGAUUCGGGGGCGGCCGUAAUUUGUCCCCCAGCACUGAUAUGAGAGAAGCAUAUUUCUAUCGGGGAAAUUACAAUAUUAUAAUCGUGGAUUAUGGCACUUUAGUACGAGAACCGUGUUUGAAACAAAUGGAGUGGGCACCAAGAUUUUGUGCAAAAUGUAUAGCACAGUUGGUGCGCUAUCUAACACAGCAUCCUCGAGGGAUUCGUGCAGAUGACAUGCAUCUAAUAGGAUACAGUGUGGGUGCCCACAUUUCCGGUUUGGUCGCCAAUUAUAUCAGUCCAGUUUUGGAUGGCAAAAUCGGACGGAUCACCGGUUUGGACCCAACUAUAGUGUUUUACAUGGGCAAAAACACCUCCAAAGACUUGGACAGCACCGACGCCCAUUUCGUGGACAUUCUACACACCGGUGCGGGAAUUUUGGGGCAGUGGGGACCGAACGGCCACGCAGACUUUUACAUAAACGGCGGUUCAAGUCAGCCCGGAUGUGCCAGCGACACGAUUUUCAAGACGUUAGCUUGUGAUCACACGAAAGUGACGCCGUAUUUUAUCGAAUCGAUCGUUACCAAAAAGGGAUUUUGGGCGUAUCCCUGUCCGACUUUGAUCAGCUUCAUGUUGGGCUGGUGCAGUCCGGACCCAAGCGAAUAUGUUCAAAUGGGAGAACACGUCACACACAAGGCAAGGGGGACUUACUAUGUGUCCACAAAUGCUGACCCACCAUAUGCACAGGGAUAUCCGGGGAAUAAAGUACAAAGACGUUCAUUGCUGGAACGCCUCCAGGGAGAAAGAAGAAGAAAGUAAUCUUUCACAAUAAUUUUGAGUUUUAGCUGUUAAUUGAUUAGUCAUUGCAUAAUUUAUUACAAUUGUUUAUGUUAUGGAACGCAGUCAAAAGUAAGUUACUAGGUAGAGUCUUGCCUAAAAGCUGCAUAAUUUAUUUGUACAUAGAAUUUUUUUAAAUACAUUUUAUUUUAAUUAGCUUUUUAUUUUAUAUUUACGAGGAAAUAAAACAGUUUAAACAUGA